Messenger RNA from Ramularia collo-cygni, 351 nucleotides. RefSeq lists its product as uncharacterized. The record is from RefSeq and is a predicted model, not a curated record. NCBI's taxonomy places the organism in Eukaryota, Fungi, Ascomycota, Dothideomycetes, Mycosphaerellales, Mycosphaerellaceae. The transcript has a single exon. Bases 1 to 351 code for a protein of 116 amino acids.
AUGUCAAACCCCCAGAAGGAAACCUCCCUCUCAGACCCCCUAAGCACUCCCUACACAGUCCUCAUAAUUUUCAUAGUUCUCCUCAUCCCCUCAAUCAUCAUAACUUUAAUUCUGUGUCGGAAACGUAUACGUAAAGCUUUACGGCGUCGUAGACAUGCGAAGUAUGUCGCGCGGCGGAAAGAGAGGCGAGAGGAGUAUGCUCUUAGAGAUACGCGGGAGGAGGAGCGGAGGCAUCAGUUAGAGGAGUUUCUGGAUAGUACUUCUGUUAGAAGGCUUUCUACUGAGGGGGGAUUGCGGGGUUGGUCUAUUUCUCUUCCUGCGCCGGCUUUGGUUAGGGAGGAGGGGGUUUGA